Molecule: messenger RNA, 1734 nt
Organism: Clonostachys rhizophaga
Lineage: Eukaryota; Fungi; Ascomycota; Sordariomycetes; Hypocreales; Bionectriaceae
Source: the annotation of a GenBank genome assembly
AUGGCUUAUCCAAAACAUCUUCUAGAGGAAGAUGUCUGGUCCAAAUACAAGGAAUUGGGGUUGGAAAUUUACCCUUCGCUUGAUAACACGGCAAUUCAUUACGAACGAGCUCGGUCGGCUUCUCGCAUUAUUGACUACCCUAAUGUACGCCGGAUUAACCCAAAAUUAGGCAUUACAGCUGAGGAUAUCUUGUACUUGACCCCGAAGUUCUGGAGUUUACAUAUGGAUCUUCCCGGCCACAUUACUAACAUUGGGAAAGCUUUCGUGGCGCGAGACUCGACUUGCCUGUCUAUUCUCGUCAUUCAUUAUAAUCUAUGCCUUGGCACCAUUAUUCCCUUCGCUAGAAAGUCUCCUGAGAUUGCAGAACUCGUCCAGAAAAUGCUCAACUUUGAUGUAAACGGACAGUUUAUGCUCACAGAACUAGACCACGGCCUGGACGCUCGCAAUUUGGAGACCACAGCUACGCUACAGCCUGAUGGCUCUUUUGAACUGCACACUCCGCACCCUGGCGCAGCUAAAUCCAUGCCGCCAAAUACGACGGCGUCGGGAAUACCUCGAACGGCUGUCCUGUAUGCUCGGCUGAUUGUCGACCAAGAGGACCGUGGCGUGCGGCCUUUUGUUGUUCCUCUUAGCGAAGCAGGUCGAUUGAAACCAGGCAUAACCUCCAAGAUACUACCAGUUCGCCCUGGCACCAAACCCUUGGAUCAUUGCAUCACAACGUUUGACCGAGUUAUUCUACCUCCAUACUGCUUAUUGGGGUCCACGGAGAAGCCAAAAGAUGAGCGCGCCUCAUUCAUGCGAUCAAUCUGGCGCGUCCCUAUCGGCAGCAUUAGUCUAUCCAUGACGGGUAUCACUGCUAUCAAGAUCGCAACACACCUUACUGCUGCAUAUAGCCUACGAAGAACUGUUGGAUCAAGCAAGAGUGGUGACUUAACACCAAUCAUGUCCUUUAGCACGCAAUAUCGCCCUAUUGUAAAUGGGCACGUCCAAGCCACCGUGCUUGAGGCGUAUGCCCGCUGGGCUAUCAAACAGUUCAUGAACCCCAAAGCGCAUGUUCUCGUUCGAUCUGCUCUGGGAUUUAUUUUCAAAACCACUGUAAUCCAAGCGUCUACGAUCUUGACUGAAUUCUCAGAGCGAUGCGGCUGGCAGGGCCUGUUCUCAUACAAUCAAAUAACCAACAUGUCCCUGAGCUUCCAGGGGAACGCUAUCGCUGAGGGCGAUACACUAGUGCUUUGCAUCCGUCUAGCUUCAGAGCUUCUCGGAGACAAGUAUCGUCUCCCUGAGGCGCUGGACCCUUCCAGCCUACUGGCUAAACGUGAAAUGCGAGCAAUGACAGAAGCUAAGACUAAGCUAUCUCAGAUAGGAGGAUAUAAAUCCCACCGCGGUACUGAUUACAAUCGGCAUAUAUUGCCACGCUCAAGGCCGUUGAUCGAAUCAAUAGGACACCGAAUGGCGUAUGAGGCCGCCAAAGAAGCCGGAGUCUCACCAAACAUUCUCACCCUUUACGAAAGUUUGUGCGUUGCGGCGGCACCUAGUAGCAUGUCUGACACCAUAGAUCAAGAUAGCUUGACGGAUAUAUACGACGAAGUGCUGGCAGAGGUCAUGCCCCGGUUUGAAAGCUCGGAAAUGAAGGACUACUUCACGGCUCCUAUUGCAUCGAAGGAGUCGUGGGAUGAAUUUUUCCAGUCCCUCCCGUCUGAGGAUUGUUUGAAAAAACUGAAGGCCAAACUUUGA